Oncorhynchus mykiss (rainbow trout) is the source of this 2778-nucleotide messenger RNA. Its product is annotated as p21 protein (Cdc42/Rac)-activated kinase 1. The record is from RefSeq and is a predicted model, not a curated record. Gene Ontology annotation, biological process: protein phosphorylation. Lineage: Eukaryota; Metazoa; Chordata; Actinopteri; Salmoniformes; Salmonidae. Gene Ontology annotation, molecular function: protein serine/threonine kinase activity; ATP binding.
AAUAGCCAGGGAUUGGCAGAGCCUGGGCAGAGCGAUAGAAGAAGGGUUUGGCAAAUUGGGCAGAAAGAAAAAACUGAAGCGACUUGAGCGAAUGCAUGUGUGUGAGUGCUGGCAAAGAGAUCGGAUCGCCAUCAGGAAUUUAAAAAAAAGACACGACGAGAGUUAAAGGAGGACUGAAGAGACAGAAGCUGGAGCCAAGAUCAGAGUUCCAGCCUGAUAGACAGACAGACCUGGGAGCAGCCGGCGUGUAAUUGGUGAAGAUGUCUGAUAAUGGGGACAUUGAGGACAAGCCCCCAGCCCCGCCCAUGAGGAACACCAGCACUCUGAUUGGCUCCUGCAGCAAAGAUCCCGCCCCCCAUGGCUCCAAGCCCCUCCCCCCCAACCCAGAGGACAGGAAGAAGAAAGAUCGCUCCAUCAGAUCCAUCCUGACAGGAGGAGGAGACAAGACCAACAAGAAGAAGGAGCGUCCAGAGAUCUCUCUGCCUUCUGAUUUUGAACACACCAUCCAUGUGGGCUUCGAUGCGGUCACUGGAGAGUUCACAGGGGAGAUCUUAGGAGGAAUGGAGCGAGGCAUGCCGGAGCAAUGGGCUCGGUUGCUCCAGACCUCUAACAUCACCAAGCUGGAACAGAAGAAGAAUCCUCAGGCUGUCCUUGAUGUUCUCAAAUUCUAUGACUCCAAGGAGACCAACAACAGCCAGAAAUACAUGAGCUUUACAGACAAGAGUUCAGACAACUACAGCUGUUCCAACACUGCCAGCUCCAAGGCUGUGUCAGAGACGCCUGCCAUAGCAACCGUAUCUGAGGACGAGGAAGAUGAGGCCACGCCCCCUCCUGUUGUCGCUCCCCGACCAGAACACACCAAAUCAAUAUACACUCGUUCUGUGAUAGAUCCCCUCCCAGCUCCUCCCACCAGAGACGUUGCCACGUCGCCUAUCUCCCCCCCACCUCCGGAGGGCGCCACCUCCGCCAUCACACCCCCCACUAGCCCCACCCCUAGUCCUGCUCCUGGCCCCUCCCUGCCACGCCCCGCAGACAAAACACGCAAGAAGAAGAUGUCUGAUGAAGAGAUACUGGAGAAACUGCGGAGUAUAGUCAGUGUGGGAGACCCCAAGAAGAAAUACACGCGCUUCGAGAAGAUCGGACAGGGUGCGUCAGGUACGGUAUAUACAGCCAUAGACAUCGCUACAGGCCAGGAGGUGGCCAUUAAACAGAUGAACCUGCAGCAGCAGCCGAAGAAGGAGCUCAUCAUCAACGAGAUCCUGGUCAUGAGGGAAAACAAGAACCCCAACAUUGUUAACUACCUGGACAGUUACCUGGUGGGGGAGGAACUAUGGGUAGUGAUGGAGUAUCUGGCUGGAGGUUCUCUGACUGACGUUGUCACGGAAACAUGUAUGGACGAGGCUCAGAUCGCUGCUGUGUGUCGGGAGUGUCUGCAGGCCUUGGAGUUCCUCCAUUCUAACCAGGUGAUCCAUCGUGACAUCAAGAGUGACAACAUCCUUCUGGGAAUAGACGGAUCAGUGAAACUCACUGACUUUGGGUUCUGUGCCCAGAUCACUCCAGAGCAGAGUAAGAGGAGCACCAUGGUGGGGACUCCCUAUUGGAUGGCUCCAGAGGUGGUGACCAGGAAGGCUUACGGUCCUAAAGUUGACAUCUGGUCUCUAGGCAUCAUGGCUAUAGAGAUGGUGGAGGGAGAACCCCCUUACCUCAAUGAAAACCCACUCAGGGCGUUGUAUCUGAUUGCGACCAACGGGACUCCAGAGCUUCAGAACCCAGAGAAACUGUCCUCAGUCUUCAGAGACUUCCUCACCUGUUGCCUGGAAAUGGAUGUGGAGAAGCGAGGGAGCGCUAAUGACCUACUACAGCACCAGUUCUUGAAGGUGGCCAAGCCUUUAUCCAGUCUGACUCCUCUCAUCCUGGCAGCCAAAGAAGCAGCCAAGGCUAACCGCUAACCUGCUAGAUGCUAGCACAAUGGAUUCCCCCCCCCCCCCCCCCCCCCUCGCCUAUGGACCCAGACAGGGGGUGUUUCAGGGUGUCCCAUCCCCCUCAAACCCUUGACCUAUCAUGGUGACUGUGGGAAGGACGCUCUUACUGAUGUCAUUGCUGGUACAAAUACACUGAUCGGAUUGGAGAAAAGUUCCAGGCCCAAAGACUCAUGGGAAUUGUAGUUUCAGCAGGAAAGUGUCUGAACUCUCAACAGACAGUGGCUCUGGACUGGAUCUGAUCUGACCUUUGAACUGUUUGUUUGUUUAUGUCUGACUGUUAUUUUCAUGUGUUUAGGUGUUUUGUUUUGGGGAGAAGUGAUUGGUUGAUUACAGUGUAAUGAAGAGACGCAAAGUGGUACUGUUAUUGUCUAAGUCCCAAACGGCACCAUAGACCCUAAAUAGUGCACUACUUUUGUCAAAAAUAGGGUGCCAUUUGGGACAGUCUUUCAGUCUGAUCAAACGUUGGAAUGUCAAACGUAUCUCCUUAUCUCUUCUCCUCUCUCGCUCUCCCUCUUUCUCUCUCUCUGUCUGGCUGACUGAGAUGACACGCAUGACACCUUUUUUAUGGAAUGUCUAAAAUCAUAAUAAUAAUAAUACAAAUGGUGAUGAUGAUGAUGGUACAUGAAGGAUGCCUGUGUAUGAUACAGUAUAGAAGAACAUAUCUAAAUCCUAUUUUUCCAGUACAAUCGGUAUGGUACAAUGUUGGACUGGUACUAGUCCCAAACUUCUGAAGAGAGUAUGUACAUUACAUGUGAAAAAACGGCAUAAAAACCCAACUAAAACAACCAGAAAAAUA